Molecule: messenger RNA, 1044 nt
Organism: Gilbertella persicaria
Lineage: Eukaryota; Fungi; Mucoromycota; Mucoromycetes; Mucorales; Choanephoraceae
Product: concanavalin A-like lectin/glucanase domain-containing protein
Exons: 5
Coding region: 55-951 (298 amino acids)
Biological process (GO): carbohydrate metabolic process
Molecular function (GO): hydrolase activity, hydrolyzing O-glycosyl compounds
Source: RefSeq, a predicted model, not a curated record
UUAUUUAAACUUUCUUUUUUUUUUUCAGUUCUUUUGUAAAAAAAAAAGGAAACCAUGGUUCGCCUGCUUAAGUUACUCAGUUUAGCCACUUGUUUAUGUGUGGUGAAAUCCCAAGAUGUGACAGAGAAGCAAGUGGUUUCUUCUGUCAUGUAUGCACCUGUUCCGACCAAUCGAAUGGCACUUGCCCAUCCAUUACCUGCUGCAGAGUUUAUUGCGUCCAAUGGGGAACAAAAGACAGUGUGUCACAAUUUCCGUACAGAAUUCAACAAGAAUUCUCGAGGCUGGAUUGUAGAAAAUACAAUGCAAGAUACCUAUGAUGUGAAUCAAGACGGUAUUCAAUUGAACUUGUUGCCUCCUAAACAAUACGUUCGACUUUUAGACACAAGAAAUUUACCUUAUAACCAAAUUGGUGGUCGAGGCCCCACCUUGAAUGCCACGACCUAUAUUCGCUAUGGCAGGAUCUCUGCUACCAUGAAGACAGCUAGUGGAGGAGGUUCAGUUACUGCUUUUAUUUUAAUUGCAGAUGAUGGUGAUGAAAUUGAUUUUGAGAUCGUUGGUGGUGAUUUUCGAUCUGUACAAACCAAUUACUUUUGGGGAAGAGACAUCGAAUACACUGUGAAUGGUGCUGUCCAUCAAAUUAAAGGUGCUGAUUUAGACAAAGCAUUUCAUCGUUACACCAUUGACUGGUCACCAGAAAAGAUUGACUGGAUUAUAGAUGACCAGAUUGUGCGCACAAAGACAAGAGCUGAAACAUGCGAUGCUAGUGGUGUAUGCAAAUUUCCAUCUCGACCAGCACGUGUCCAAGUUGGAUUAUGGGAUGGUAGUAUUGAAUCAGGUACAGCAGCAUGGUCUAGAGGACCUAUUGAUUGGUCUUUACCUCAUUCAAUUUCAGCUUAUAUCAAGGAUAUUCAUGUUGACUGUAAUCCAGAGUAUAAUCAAAUUGUCAAUUGAUACUCGGAAAUUUAUAGAGCAAAGAAUGUACCUGAAUCUAUAUAACCUUAUGCAUUUUCUCUUUUUUCUAAUAAAUGGAUCUUUAUUUCCACA